AUGAAGCAUAUCCAGACACCGAGUCGGCGUCACAUCGUUGCGUCACAUGUUGUUACGGAGACGGAUCGGACGACGAGGUGGGGAAGCGCAGCAGUGGCAGAGCAGGGGACGGAUGAGAAAAUCCUGUUGGUUGACAGCUGGAUGAUGGGAAAGGUUGCGAUGCAGGCAAAGGGACAGGGGAGAAGCAAAUUGGAAAUACAAAAUGUAUUCAUGGGGAACGAGACAAACAUACCCGAGCGAAUAGCUUGGAGUCACCUCCGCCCUGUGAACUGGACAUGA
Sporothrix schenckii 1099-18 is the source of this 279-nucleotide messenger RNA. RefSeq lists its product as uncharacterized. The transcript has a single exon. The record is from RefSeq and is a predicted model, not a curated record. Lineage: Eukaryota; Fungi; Ascomycota; Sordariomycetes; Ophiostomatales; Ophiostomataceae. Bases 1 to 279 code for a protein of 92 amino acids.